UUUAACUAGUUUUCUCUGUACCUUCCUUUUUUCUUGUGAUAAAUUAAUUAGAAUUUGAAUAAGAGGAGUAUAUUCACAUUCAUUUUUUGUAAUAUUUUCUUAAACUGAUUCUUUUUUUCGGAUGAUGGAAGAUUCUGUGAGUUGCAGUAGUAAAGGAUUAUUGGAGUUGUCUCAGAAUCGUACUCGAAAGAGAAGAGAGAAAGUUGAAGUGUUUCAAGAAGUGAUUCAAAGAUUAAGAGAGUCGAAUGAUGAAGAAGUGAAUCAACCUGGUUUUGAGGAUGAAUUGUGGGCUCAUUUCACUAAACUUCCUCUAAGGUAUGCAGUGGAUGUGAAUAUUGAGAGGGCACAAGAUGUUGUUAUGCACAAGAACUUGCUGCAAAUGGCACACUAUCAGAAUCCCGCGCCAGCAGUUGAAGUCCGCCUAGUGCAGAUUCAUCGAAUAUCUGAUGGAAAUCCCGGGGAUUCAGUUCAUUCCACUUUCUCGAGAAGGGGAGAUGCACAAGGUAUUGAUCACCAUGGCAGCAUGCAUCCUCCACCUACCUUUGGUUUGUCGCCAAGCACAGAGCUCGCGUUAGGAACUAAUAAAUUAUAUGUUCAAGAUGGAAAUAGUGCUGUGUGUGGAAAUUCACUGUCAUUUAGGCCUUUGUAUGAAAUAACAAUUUCAACACUUGACAAGCCCAAGCUACUCUUUCGGUUGACUUCUUUACUCUCGGAGAUUGGAUUGAACAUUCAAGAAGCUCAUGCUUUCUCAACGAAAGACGGUUACUCUUUGGAUGUCUUUGUGGUUGAUGGUUGGGAAAAUGAGGAAACUGACCAGCUAAGAAGUGUCCUGUUGAAGGAAAUAUCAAAUAUGGAGGUAAAAGUCAUUGACAGACUCAAUGCAACGCUGAAACAGCCGGGGUUAAAUCAAGACCUUUUGUUCCCCAAAAUGAAGUUUGUACAAACUGGUAUCAACGUCAUCCCGAACCAUGUAGAUACACCAAGCAACGGGAGUGAAGCAUGGGAAAUCGACAAUGCACUGCUGAAUUAUGAAUAUAAAAUUGCAACUGGCUCAACUGGUGAUUUGUAUAAAGGCUCAUUCCAUAAUCAGGAAGUGGCUAUUAAGGUUCUCAAGUCUGAGUGCCUAAAUGAAGAUAUGGAAAGAGAUUUUGCACAAGAAAUUUAUAUAUUAAGGAAAGUCCGCCACAAGAAUGUUGUGCAAUUUAUUGGUGCAUGCACGAAACCUCCACGAUUAUGUAUAAUCACAGAAUUUAUGUCCGGUGGAAGUCUCUACGAUUUUCUGCAUAAAACGAAAGGUUUUUUCAAGCUUCCGGUGUUAGUCAAGGUUGCUAUUGAUGUUUCAAAGGGGAUGAGCUAUCUGCACCAAAAUAAUAUAAUCCAUAGAGACUUAAAGACUGCCAAUCUCUUAAUGAAUGAAAAUCAAGUUGUGAAGGUUGCUGACUUUGGUGUUGCAUGUGUGCAAGUUCAGUCUGGUUUAAUGACUGCAGAAACAGGAACAUAUCGAUGGAUGGCUCCUGAGGUUAUUGGACAUAGACCUUAUGAUCGAAAAGCUGAUGUUUUCAGCUUCGGGAUUGUACUGUGGGAGCUGUUAACAGGAAAGCUUCCUUACGAGUUCUUGACCCCAUUACAAGCUGCAGUGGCUGUGGUUCAGAAGGGUCUAAGGCCAACAAUUCCCGCGAACACUCAUCCAAUGUUGGUGGAAUUGCUCGAGAAAUGCUGGCAGCAAGAACCGCUCUUAAGACCUGAGUUCUCCGAGAUACUUGACAUCUUGCAACACAUGACCAAAAAGAUGGUUGAAGAAGAGAAAAGUAGCAAAAGAAGAAGCCUUGGAUAACCAUUGAGGAAGCAGAAUGCAUAACACGCAUUAAGUUAUAUAUACUGACAGUGUAAUUUUCGUUUUUUUUUAACUAUCAGUGUUGUAUAACUAUGAACUGUGGUAGUA
Molecule: messenger RNA, 1942 nt
Organism: Solanum stenotomum
Lineage: Eukaryota; Viridiplantae; Streptophyta; Magnoliopsida; Solanales; Solanaceae
Product: serine/threonine-protein kinase STY46-like
Exons: 15
Coding region: 122-1834 (570 amino acids)
Biological process (GO): protein phosphorylation
Molecular function (GO): protein kinase activity; ATP binding
Source: RefSeq, a predicted model, not a curated record